Molecule: messenger RNA, 471 nt
Organism: Sphenostylis stenocarpa
Lineage: Eukaryota; Viridiplantae; Streptophyta; Magnoliopsida; Fabales; Fabaceae
Source: the annotation of a GenBank genome assembly
AUGGGUGAUGGAGAUUUCAGUGUGAGUGUGACCAAUGAAGAGGUGGUGGCAGCAGUGGUACCAAUGCAAGAACAUUGGCUUCCACUCUCCAACCUUGACCUCCUUCUACCUCCACUUGAUGUAGGAGUCUUUUUUUGCUACAAGAACCCUAGAGUGCUCACAUCCACAACCUUGGGGGAUUGUGACACCCACAAAAUGUCCUUUGGAUCAAUGGUGGGGUCUUUGAAAAAGGCCUUGGCACAAACCCUAGUCUCUUAUUAUGCUUUAGCAGGUGAAGUGGUGCUCAACAGCAUAGGUGAACCGGAGGUGCUUUGCAACAAUCGUGGGGUUGAUUUUCUUGAAGCUGAGGCAGAUGUUGAACUAAAGAACCUCAACUUUUACAACCCAGAUGAAACUUUUGAAGGGAAAUUUGUUCCAAAGAAGAAAAAUGGUGUUCUUGCUGUCCAGGUACUAGAUAUUAUACGUCAAUAA